AUGUCUUCUAACCACAUUGACGCCCAGGCCUCGACCAACUACAAGGAGGCUUUUGCCCUGUUCGACAAGCGCGGAAACGGCCGUGUCACUCUCGAGAGCCUUGGCGAUCUGCUCCGCGCCUGCGGCCAGAACCCUACCCUCAGCGAGAUCCAGGACCUCGAGAAGAAUGUUGGCGGCGAGUUCGACUUCGAGACCUUCCAGCGUGUCCUAAACCGCCCUGGUGGCUUCCGCGACCCCGGCGAGCCUGACGAGUACUGCCGCGGUUUCCAGGUCUUCGACAAGGACAUGACGGGCUUUAUUGGCGUCGGCCAGCUCAAGUACAUCCUGACCAACCUCGGCGAGAAGAUGACCGACGAGGAGGUCGACGAGCUCCUCAAGGCCGUGGACACCAGCUCUGGCCAGGUCAACUACACCGAUCUUGUGCGAACCAUCCUCGCCAACUAG
This is a messenger RNA of Clonostachys rhizophaga, 444 nucleotides long. NCBI's taxonomy places the organism in Eukaryota, Fungi, Ascomycota, Sordariomycetes, Hypocreales, Bionectriaceae. The record is from the annotation of a GenBank genome assembly.